Messenger RNA from Pseudovirgaria hyperparasitica, 2883 nucleotides. RefSeq lists its product as uncharacterized. Bases 1 to 2883 code for a protein of 960 amino acids. The record is from RefSeq and is a predicted model, not a curated record. Gene Ontology annotation, molecular function: protein binding; ADP binding. The transcript has 9 exons. NCBI's taxonomy places the organism in Eukaryota, Fungi, Ascomycota, Dothideomycetes, Acrospermales, Acrospermaceae.
AUGGCCGCAUCUAGCCUGGAGCACUUACUGUGCAGUCAAUGGGAUUCGGUGGUCUGCGAAUGCACCGAACAACAAGAAUCUGUUGAUUUACGACAGGUUGAAGAUCAUAAAUCUUGGGAUGCCGUCCAGAAUCAAUUACAGGAGAUGGGCGGCGAUCAGGGACUCGCUCUACUUUCACGAAGUCUAUUGGAGGUACAAGACUUUGCUAACAUAUGCAUGCAUAAAGCAUCAAUGAACAUCGACUGUUCCAUAAUCUGGGGAUACAUGUGGUUGGUUUUGAAGAUCAUCCACGAGACUAAGACUGGUGCACACGUUUUACCGAUACUGCAGGACAUUACUCAAAAGAUUGGUCUCUUCACCAACUAUGUCGCUGGCACAAGCGCUCUGACCGUAGGAAUGAAAGGAUUUUGUGUCGACAUUGGUGUGGCUCUGCUCCAGUUUCUAUCUCACCUGCUCAAGUUCAUGAGGAACAAUACUGUUCACACGAUACGCGGGCACAUCUCACCCAUCGAAUGGCAACCUCUAGACAAACAGUACUCGUCAUCAUGUCGUCAAGUUCAUGAUGUGAUCAGUUGCAUGGAAAUGCUUCUCAACUUUGCGAGGCGCCCUAAGCCCGCGCGUGAUGUAGGCAACGGUAGAGAAAUCAAUGAUUUGCUGGCACCAAUGAGACGAAGCUUAAUGUGGCAAGAACCGGCAAAGCUACCCUGUAUUAUUCUACCCUCUGCCAGGACCCCAAAACUUUUUGAUCGAACAGAAGUUACCAGAAGUAUUGAAGAGCGGUUCAAGUCUGGUAUCCCCGAACAGUCCUUGCAGUCGCUAGCAAUACAUGGCCUUGGAGGAGUUGGGAAGAGUACCGCAGCUCUAGGGUAUGCUGAAACCAAGCUCCAACAGGGCGAGCUAGAUGCGGUCUUCUGGGUUCAUGGUGAAAAUGAGUCAUCGAUUAAACAAAGCUUUACGGAUAUUGCACUUCGUCUCAAGCUCCCAGAUGCACAGCAAGGCGAUCAUGAUGGAAAUCGUGUUAUGGUCUUGCACUGGCUUCAACGCACCCAAAGUCGUUGGCUUCUCGUGUUCGACAACGCAGAAGUGGCCGAUCUAAUCAGAGAAUAUUGGCCUCUAUCAGGUCGCGGCCAGAUUUUGAUCACUACUCGUAGCUCACCGAUGGCUUACGAACUUACGAAUAAUCUGAUAGAAGUUAGCAAUUGGAACGACGAGAUAGGAUUGAAAUUUUUGCUCCAUCUAUUAUCUAGGGACAUAGCUACAGACCUUGAAGAGAAAGAAACAGCAUCAGCUUCGGAACUGUCAGAGAGACUGAGUGGACAUGCUUUGACAAUAUCCGCAAUGGCUGGCCUUAUCCAUCGCCACGCGUGCUCAAUCACGGAAUUCAUGGCUUUCUAUGAUCGAUAUCCGGGUCAAGUGAGUGGCAUAUCAGCAAACCGCUCAAUCAACGCAGUUUGGGAAUUGUCUUUCAAAUCGCUUGACUCAGAAAGCCGAGUACUCUUGGGAGCUAUGUCUUUCUUAAAGCCUGACAGUAUCCCACAGGAUUUGUUAGAACCGCAAACAACGGAAUAUCUUGACGAAAGUAUCAUAUUUGCCCAAGACAAAUCCAGAUUUUCUAAUGCUGCAGAAAACCUUAUUAACGCUGCCCUUGUGAAACAUGACCGUCACUCGAGGACGUUCUCUAUUCACCGCUUAGUUCAAAAGGCCUUUAGGAUGUUUCUAUCGCCAAUAGAACGGCACGACGCUUUCAAAAAUGCUGCGACAUUGACGUUUAAGGCAUUUCCAGAUCCGCGUCGCGGAGGAACUGCAGGUCCUAUUAGUCUUUAUGACACAUGGGACCAGUGCGCUACGUACUUCCUGCACGUAAUCAGCCUCAAGGAUAGAUUCCGUGAGGAGAUACAUCUGAACCCUCAAUUCACUGCAUUACCACUCUAUUGUAGAUUGAAUAACUCAUGUCAGAGAUACCUCUUAGAGAUAAAUUCUUUGGACGAACUUGGAGAUCUCGUCGACGUCAACACAAUGGCCCUGGACACAUUACCCUCGGAAGGGAGAACGGUGAACCUAUACGGUUCAUUGACGUCACAUCACGGACAGCUACUUAUGCGUUUAGGUCAUCCCCAUGAAGCUGUGAUCUGGCUCAAGAAGUCAUAUGAAAUGCGGAGCCAUGACGUGCCAUGGAAUCCACGAGAAUCAUCUGCCGCUGCGAUCAAUGUCGCUGCCGCUUUAGCGACUUCCAACCACUUCACUGAAUCUCUACGCUGGUAUAAACUCGGCUAUGAGCACUUCAUGGAAUGGUCAUUGAGACAGCAUGAUAACAAAGCCGUAAUGUCUCCCACAAUUAGGAUAGAGAUGGGCCUUUGUCUCUAUUGGCUGAAUGAUGUAGAUGCUGCGAGGGAUCAGCUGAGCCUAGCUCUUACACAUAUAGAGUCUACGACACCAUACAACUGGGCCAGAGCAGCUGGGGCUCACUUCGGCCUCGGAACUGUCGACCGCCGUGAACGCAAAUUUGACACAGCUGAAUGGCACUUCCUAGAAGCGCAGAAUCUAUGGCUAAAAGGAGAUCAGAUGCGCACCCACCCAAUGUAUGCGGCCUGUUCCUAUCGGCUGGGGUGUGUCGCAAUGGAGCAAGGAGAUAUCACUGCUGCGAUCAAGCACCUGCAUGAUGCGAUGAGACAAACCGGAAAAAGCAGUCAUAUUAUGACGGCAGAGCAUAUGAGAGUCCUCUUUAAGCUUGCGGAAGCCCUUGAGCAAGAUCCGAGAAGCACGAGAGAGUCCAUAUCAAUUCGUGAAGAGGCCGAAUGUCUACUGCGCCGACGUGUACCGAAUAUUGAAGAUCCCGGGAGCGAGAAGAUAUAUGACAGUUUUGUGUGUAUCGAGUGGCGCUAA